UAUCAGCUAAGGGGUCAAAGGUGAGUAUUUCAUCAGCGUCUCGAAUCUGGAGCCGGUAGAAGGUGUUUCAACAGCUCGACGUCCUGUAAACCUUUAUUUUCCGCAAUUUCUGCUCUGUCAGUCAACCAUGUCGAGCCAUCCGCCCAAGCUGCGUUUCAUCACGUACCUGUGUCCCAGCAUCCCUGUGGAGUACUUUGAGACCAUCAUCUACUACCUGGGAGACAGGCUGGGCUGUGACGUGUCUCUUCUGUAUGAGUCGCGGUUCUCCGGACCUCCCACUGACACUGCUGACCCCUUCAGUCUCAAUGAAGUGGACAUAGGCUUUAUGUGCAGUUCACCCUUCCUAAAGCUGCUGGAGAGCAAGCCUAAUGUGUGUGAGCUCCUCCCUGCUGGUCCUCUUGCCGUGCACCCUAAAAACAGUGGGAACAGACCUGUCUAUUUCACUGAUGUCAUUGUUCACAAAGACAACGUUCAAAAGUACCCAGAAUUCAAGAACCUUCGCGGAGCGCGCUGGGCGUACAAUGAACCCACGUCCCUGUCCGGCUGUCUGUCUACGCUGAGUAUGCUGAAGAAGAUGGGAGAAAACGCCAACUUUUUCGGUCACUCAGUGCAGUCAGGGAGCCAUUUGAAGUCCUUGCAGAUGGUGUUGAACCACACUGUGGAUGGAGCAGCUGUAGACUCCUUCUCACUCAUGAUGCAGAAAGCUCAGAAUCUGGACCUGGAGAAAAACAUCCAUGUCAUCGAGUCCUGGGGACCAUACCCUAUACAGCCUCUGGUCUUCAGAGCAGGCUUAGAUGUUAAGCUGAAACGGAAGGUAACCCAGGCCUUGCUAGAAGCACACGCUGAUCCUCAGAUGAGAGAAAAGCUGGGACAGUUUGGCAUCUCCAAGUUUGUACCUGUCAACAUGUCACUGUUUGACAGGGAAACUCAGCUGCAGGAGGAUGUGAAAGGGUUAACGGACAGGCCGGCAUAUUACUAAGUGUAGACUGGAGCUCUCGGCCGGGAGUUAAUGACCCGCUCCCCAACUUUGGGGCGGGUGGCCGCCAGGAGCGUGAUUUAGUCAGACUAACUACUAGUGCAGAGUGCAGGUCACAUUAAAGAGUUAACGAGAAAUGGGUCCGUAGAACAUGUGUGUUGGUUUUGGGGCCACUGAAACUCCAAGGAUUUCUAAUAUUAUUCUGUGGCCUUCCAAGUGAAAAAAAUUAUUCUUGACUGCUUACAGAGAGUGCAACUUAUAUAUGUUUGUGUAAAGUGAAGGAGAGUUGAAAAAUAAAGAUUGUUUUAGAGUACUAGUAUGUUCCAUUUCACAUAAUACAUUCAUACUAUUUUUGU
This is a messenger RNA of Branchiostoma belcheri (Belcher's lancelet), 1332 nucleotides long. RefSeq lists its product as uncharacterized. Bases 128 to 979 code for a protein of 283 amino acids. NCBI's taxonomy places the organism in Eukaryota, Metazoa, Chordata, Leptocardii, Amphioxiformes, Branchiostomatidae. The transcript has 6 exons. The record is from RefSeq and is a predicted model, not a curated record.